AUGAAUAAUAAUUAGUUCUAGCAUCCUUAAUUUACAAAUGUUAACACACCCUUAACAAAUUUUAAAUAAUAAUAAGAUUAAUUCCUUUUAAAGGCUGAGAUUCAAUAAUUAAAAUAGAAAUUGGAAGAAUAAGAUAAGAAAUUUUAAGUUGUUCAAUUUUAAAAGGAGGAUCUUGAAAAAAAGGUGGCUAAUUUGGAAUAACAAUUAUUUUAAAGGAAUUAGAAUAAUAGCAAUUCUAAGUUUCAUUUUUAUUUUUUAUAUUUUUAAUAGAAAUAUAAUAGAAGAUCAAAAUUUAAAAGAUAAAUAUAUACAUAUACAAUUACAUAACCUAGAUUUGUAAAAGUAAAUUGAUUAAUUAAAUGAAAAGAUAGAAGAUAAAAAGAAGAUUGAAAUUCAAGUAAGAAUUUAAUAAAUCUAAAUAUAAGUCUAUACCAAUUAUUUCUAAAAAUAUAUAAGUAGAAACAGUUCGUUUGAGUUGGUUUGAGAAGAUUGAUAAUUUAUAAAUAUCAUUUUAAAGAAAGAAUAGAAUUGUUGAAUUUUAAGGAUAUGGAGAAGUAUAAAAUAAAGGUUUUAUUUUUUAAUGUUAAUGUGAAUUAUCAAGGAUUCCUGUAGCAGAAACAUAACCAUAGAUUAUAUAAAAAGAAUAUGAGUUAUUUUUAAAAUUCUAAAUUUGA
Paramecium pentaurelia is the source of this 674-nucleotide messenger RNA. Lineage: Eukaryota; Ciliophora; Oligohymenophorea; Peniculida; Parameciidae. The record is from the annotation of a GenBank genome assembly.